Messenger RNA from Mytilinidion resinicola, 1260 nucleotides. RefSeq lists its product as uncharacterized. Lineage: Eukaryota; Fungi; Ascomycota; Dothideomycetes; Mytilinidiales; Mytilinidiaceae. The transcript has a single exon. The record is from RefSeq and is a predicted model, not a curated record. The coding region runs from base 206 to 775 and encodes 189 amino acids.
CCUGAAUGAGUAUCUAUUCAAGCUGCAGCCACGGGUUGAAUGCGUCCCUACUCUAUGCAAGAAUCUCUGCUUCCAGAGCCACGAUCAUGAAUACCAUCAUGCUUUCAAGCCGCCACUGGGAUCCGCAAUAAAUUUAGGCUGACACGAUCCCCUGCUAACACAUUCGUUGGGUACUAAACAACACUCUUGCAUUCACUCUUCAUCUAUGUCUCCUCGCGUUGCUUUCAUAUCAGGACCCCUCGAUGCCUCCGACGAGUACUUCGCGGCACAUUAUGCCUCACGUAUCCUCGCUGCAGCCGCCGCAGGCGACUCGUUCGUGAUCGGCCCUGUUCGCGGCGUCGACACGCUCGCCCUCCAGUUCCUCCUCGACCCUCUCUACGAUGUGCACCCUUCUCGUAUCACGAUAUUCAUGGCUGAGUUCGAGCAGGCACGCACGAGUUGGCGGCAAGAGUAUGAAGAGAAGGGCGUGAAGGUCUGGAAAGAGGGUAUAACUACGCGGGAGCGGGACGCUGCCAUGACACGGGAGAGCGACUAUGAUAUCCUAAGAUACAGAACGGAGGAAGAGGCAAAGCAGCUAUAUGGCGCUGCCUGGUGGCCUAGAGUCAGCAAUACUGAGAUGAACGAGAGGAGGAGAAGGGAGCAGAAGGGCGAGGAGGUCGCUACGGGAUAUAUGGGCCCUUCGCAGAAGACACUGAAUGGAGGGGAUAACAAACGCUCUCCGAAUACAGGACUUCGAAAGAAGCUUCGAGGUUUAUUUGGGGAUGAAGCUUCGUAGGCGUUCGACCUCAUGCUAGAGCGGCCGCUGACAAGGCGAGAUUGCUGUCUGAUGAUAUUGAGGGGACAAACAUAUGUUUGAAGCAGCAGAUCUCAUUGAUGAAGAACUCUGAGCGUAGCAUUUCUUCCUUGUACCCUACAAUGAAGUUUGUAUACUCUCAUGUUCUAUUCUUGUCUCAGAAUGCUCCGCGGCGAUCAUCCGCAAUAUCCGAGCGCCUUGCAGACGGCGUUUUUGGCGCGCGACGAUGAACGACGUCACGCCUUCGCAACAAAACUUUUGCAUUUUCUACAAUCGAACAACUCCACCUCAAUUGGUCUUUCAUCAAGCUGCUCUGUAGCUGCAGAUACGUAGCCUCUUCAAUUGACCCAACACAAUCUCCCUCAACCUUCUCAGUCAACCCGGUAUCAGAGAAAUGGACUGCAUUCCACUUCCCAUAGUUUGCUUCCAGUGCGGAACGUACGGCUUCCCUAAGUUCUCCAUAUCUU